AUGGCUCCCAAGCAGAAGGCUGGCCAAAAGCCGAAGCCCAAUUCGGCGGAGGAAGUGGAAGAGACAUUCCAAGCUGUGGUGCUUGCAGACACCUUCGAGACGAGAUUCGAGCCAUUCACCCGCGACAAGCCUCGUUGCCUUUUGCCGCUCGCAAAUACCCCUUUGAUCGAAUAUACUCUCGAAUUUCUGGCCAAUGCAGGCGUGGAGGAGGUCUUCCUCUACGGAGGAGCACACUCGGAUCAGCUGGAGAAAUACAUCAAUGCAUCGAAAUGGAGGGCCCCGUCUUCUCCAUUCAAGCAGUUAACCUUCCUGAAAUCGACUUCCACCUCUGUCGGUGACGUUAUGCGCGACCUAGACGGCAAGCACCUCAUUACUGGAGACUUCAUUGUCGUGAGCGGUGACGUGAUUAGCAAUCUGCCCAUCGAGGGUGCAUUGGCUCAACACCGGGCCCGUCGGGCACUUGACAAGAAUGCGAUCAUGACCAUGGUUCUAAGGGAGGCUGGCCUGCAGCACAGGACCAAGUCCACCUCAGUUUCGCCGAUUUUCGUCAUUGACCCUACCAAGGACCGUUGUCUCCACUACGAGGAAAUCGACCGCCAUCCCGACGACGAGCAAUUGUCUCGUCUGAAUAUUGACGCCGAAAUUAUUCUCAAACACCCCGAACUAGAUAUCCGUCAAGACUUGAUCGACUGCAGCAUCGAUAUCUGCACCCCCGACGUGCUGAGCUUAUGGUCGGACAGCUUCGAUUACCAAUCCCCGCGGAAACACUACUUGUUCGGUGUUUUGAAGGACUAUGAGCUGAACGGCAAGACACUACACACAUACAUCAUCAAGGACCACUACGCUGCGCGCGUGCGCAAUCUGAAGGCCUACGACGCGAUAAGCAAGGACAUUCUCUCGCGCUGGACAUAUCCUUUGUGUCCGGAUACAAACUUGCUCCCUGGUCACACGUACACCCUUCGUAAGGGUAGCAUGUACCAAGAAACCGGGGUAACCCUGGCUCGCUCUUGCGUCAUUGGGCGCCGCACAGUCAUCGGAAAAGGCACUAGCAUUGGAGAUCGGGCAGAAGUUCACAACUCCGUGCUCGGUCGAAACUGUAAAAUCGGCCGCAAUGUCAAGCUGGAUGGUGCCUAUAUUUGGGAUGACGUUGUGAUCGGCGACAACUCCGACGUCCGUGGGGCGAUUAUCGCCGAUGGUGUGGUUCUCGGCAAGCAUUGUACCAUUGCAUCUGGAGCGCUUAUUUCCUAUGGCGUGAAAAUCGCAGAUAAUAUCUGGGUGGAGAGUGGGAAGCGUAUCACGAAAACUCGAAACGACGGCAGCGUGGGCAAGAACGAUCCCGCAGUUGUUGGCGAAGGAGGCGAGGGCUAUGAGUUCAUUCACGGCGAGGAAGAUGAGGAUGAGGAUGAUGAUGUGAGCGUAGCCUCAUCGGGACUUGGUAUGUUUUCUCCUAGUUUGUCUCUUCAGGUCCAGAUUGCUAACUUUAUGCCAUCUACAGUGUACCGCAUGCCCGGUCUCUCACUCUCUUCCGCCUCCAUCUCAACACUGUCAUCUGAAGUCUCGAAUACCUCUUGGGCACGAUCUGAGCGGAGCAGUUUCUCCGCAGACGAGGAUUCAGACAACUUCCACCACGACGCAUCAGUCAGCUUGUUCGACAGUCUACGUGAAGGCGUUGCAGCAGAUGUGGUGCAGCUGGAGCUGGUCACGCUUCGUAUGACUGCCAACGCCUCAGACAAUCAGGUCCGUCGUGCCAUCGUGACAUCGUUCAUGAAGCACAUCCAGCAGCUCAUGGAGAGUGGCAAGGGUGCCGGUCCGGCAGUUCUGUCGGUUUUCACGGCAUACAAGGAGGUUGUUGAGCGCACUCUCUUCGAUCGCAACAAGGAGCAGAAGAAGGACCAGGUUGAUCUGCUGCUCGCACUCCAAAAUGAUUUGAUUCAUCGUAACAAGGGCGAGACCGUCCUUCUCUUUACUGCCAAGUCUCUAUAUGAACUUGAGCUCAUCGAGGAGGAGGCUUACGACCAGUGGUGGAAUGAUGAGCGCUCUAGUAGCACCGAGGAGAUGCGGGCCGUCCGCAGCCAGACCCAGCAAUUUGUCGAUUGGCUCGCCGAGGCUGAAGAGGAGAGUAGCGAGGAAGAAUCCGAGGAAGAAUCUGAGAGUGACGAAGAGUAG
Messenger RNA from Penicillium robsamsonii, 2166 nucleotides. RefSeq names its product translation initiation factor eIF2B catalytic subunit epsilon. Lineage: Eukaryota; Fungi; Ascomycota; Eurotiomycetes; Eurotiales; Aspergillaceae. The record is from RefSeq and is a predicted model, not a curated record. Gene Ontology annotation, biological process: biosynthetic process. Bases 1 to 2166 code for a protein of 721 amino acids. Gene Ontology annotation, molecular function: guanyl-nucleotide exchange factor activity; translation initiation factor activity; translation initiation factor binding. Gene Ontology annotation, cellular component: eukaryotic translation initiation factor 2B complex. The transcript is spliced from 4 exons.